CGUGCCGUAGUCCGUCAUCCAACCUAUCAUUCUUCCUCGUCUGACAUUGCUUGGGAAGAAAGGAAUAGCAUAGCGAUGGCUGAAGGCGGUGCAGAAGGCAAGGCGAAGAGGGUAAUGGUGGCCAUCGACGAGAGCGAAUCCAGCCACUAUGCCCUCGAAUGGGUCCUCUCCAACCUCCGCAGCUCCCUUUCCUCAUCACCUCUCGUCGUCUUCACGGUUCAGCCCUACCCCGAGAUCAGCUACUUGAACGCCGCCUCCUUCGGCGCUCCUCCUAUGGAGUUGAUCCAGACGGUGCAACAACACCAGAAAGAGCUUGCACUUUCUCUGCUUGAGAAGGCGAAGGAGAUUUGCAUCCAGCAUGGGGUAGUUGCAGAAACAAUCUCUGAGGUAGGAGAUCCAAAAGAAGCCAUAUGUGAAGCAGUUGAAAAGUUGAAAAUUGACUUGCUUAUUGUGGGAAGCCAUGGUAAAGGAGCCAUACAGAGGGUUUUCCUGGGGAGCGUCAGCAAUUACUGUGUGCAUAAUGCCAAGUGCCCUGUCCUCGUCGUGAAGAAGUCUGUAUGAAAAUUGAUUCAUCGAAACAGAAAUAAAUGUUGAUGGUGUUAUGUGACAGACUACAUUGAUAUUUCACCAGGCAGUGGAAUAUAGUAAAUUAAGCCAGCCUUGUAAAGAUUGUAUGCAUAUUAAGACAGAACACGAUUUGUUCGAUGUUUAUGCUCUGCGGCAAUUGGACAGCCGGAAGAAGUAAUUAAAAUAAAUCGGGCAAGCAUGUAAUCUUUUGUUUAUGGAGGCAUAAUAUUUGAUCAGCCACUUGAAGCAAUUAUUAUUAUGUUAAUACUUUCAAGCA
Molecule: messenger RNA, 844 nt
Organism: Musa acuminata subsp. malaccensis (wild Malaysian banana)
Lineage: Eukaryota; Viridiplantae; Streptophyta; Magnoliopsida; Zingiberales; Musaceae
Product: universal stress protein A-like protein
Source: RefSeq, a predicted model, not a curated record